AUGUUUGUUCAUCGUCUCUGGACACUCAUAUUUCCUUUUCUUGCACAGGCUUCGAAGGCUUCACAAUUACAGAAUAUCAAAUCAUUACUGGAUAUUGAAGACAACGUACUGCCGAAUUUGAAUAUAUCGCAAGAUAACAGUAAUGCAGUGCAAAUUCUCGGCGGUGUGGAUGCUUUAUCUUUGUACGAGUACACAGGCCAGCAGAAUUUUACUAAAGAGAUAAGUCCGGGGACUAAUUCACGUGGACUAGUUUAUUACUCUAACAAUACCUAUAUUCAAGUGGAAGAUGCCUCUGAUGAUACUCGAAUAGACAAGAUCACACCGUUUGGCGCUGAUUCGUUUAUUCUUAGUGGAUCAGGAACCAUAAACAAUAUGCCUAUAGGAAACCAGAUACUCUACAAUUUGUCGACGCUGUCUAUGGCACCGAUAUUUGAUCAGCCGUUAGGAAGCGUCGAGUCUGUGCUUAUAAACGGCACUAGUGUUUAUUUUGGAGGAAAUUUUUCAUAUAACAACGGCUCCAUGACGGGCCAUAGUGCCCUUAUUUGGGACUCUAUAUCAAAUAAAACCCAGCUUUUACCCUUUGGGGGGUUUGGUGAAAACUCCAAUGUGAAUUCUAUCAUCAAACUCAAUGAUGAUAACAUUUUGUUUGCAGGAAAGUUCUAUACAUUGGAUGAUUCUUCGGCACUUAUCACUGCUGGUUCCAAUAACACUACAAAUUCAACGUCCCUGUUGAAUGCUACGAAACUGGAAUUGGGACAGCGAAUUCCAUUAAGAUACGCCACCUGGGAUUUUCAGGGCAGUACAACGUUUGAAUCCAAUUCUCUAGUAUGCCCCAACGCUAAUGAAGACGCAUGGGUAUAUCCGGCUACAUCAGGGACUUUGGUUUGUAAGUUGCCCUAUGAAGUCUCACCGACAAAGGUAAGACUUUACAAUUCCCAAGAUUCUGAUGGCGAAAUUUCCGUAUUUCAAAUACUAACCAACCCAUCUAAUAGUAUAAUGAAUUUAACAUAUCUGGAUCCACUAAGUGGAAAACUCAAAAAUUGUGAUGAAUUUUGCCCCUUGUACAGUCGAGCCACUCUACUCUCAGCAAGUCAAAAUGUAUCUUCACCCAUGGACAUGAUUUCGUUUCUAGAUAACAAUAAUACGGAUGUAAAAUGGUCAUCCGAUUUUCAAGACUUUGCAUUUGCAAAUGAACUUCCCGUUACAUUGUUAAAAUUCACUGCCAUAAAUUCGUACGGAAAAAGCGUUGGAUUAUCGGGUUUAGAGCUUUACCAAGAUACAUUCUCAACUUACGCCAACAAUUCGUUAAAUGAAUACGGUUGCAGCGCGCUGGCUAAUGAUUCAUCAUCGUCUACAUUAUCGAGUAACAGUUGGUAUAACGGCUUGGGAGGCGAAAGUUAUAUAGCCACUGAAUAUGUUCCAAAUCAGGAUGAGCCAACACCACGUGUGAAUUUUUAUCCCAACAUUGUUCACCCAGGUCAUUAUAUAAUCAACACAUACACUCCCGGAUGUGUUCAGGAUCACACAUGCUCUUCAAGAGGAAUUGUGAACGUGACCAUGUGGAAUCCGCAAAAUAAAACAAUGAUGAAGACAUACACAAUUUAUCAAAAUAACGAUAACUUAAAAUAUGAUCAGAUCUAUUCGGGAUAUUUGGAUUUUUCACCGGAAAUCAUCCUGGAAUACGUUUCGGGAAUACAUACAAGUAACACUGCAACAGUCGUAGUAGCUGAUCAAGUCAACGUCAUUACUGUUUUAUUGGAUGCUUUCAGUACUCUUUCAGAAUCUGCCAAUACUAAGGAAUACAUUCCAUUAAAUGGUGUCCUGCAAUACCAAAAAUCAAAUUUCACUAGCACAACGUCCAACGAAACAAAAAUAGGAAACACCACCUUGAAUGUCUUCGCGGUAGAUAACUAUCCAAAUAACUCCUCUCUUUUUGCCGACACUAAUGGUGACAGAUUAAUACUUGGUGGAACAAAUAACCACAUCUCUAUUAUUGGUUUGAAUGACAACUUAGAAGUAGUUCUAAGUGAAAAGCAAAUCAUUCAGGGUGAUGUGCAUGGUAUGACACAAACUAGCCAAGGUUUGCUGAUAUUCGGAGACCUCCUUUCUUCUAAUAAUCAGUCAAGUGUUUUGCUGUUUAACGGGUCGUUUGAAAACGUUUUUAACUAUUCUAGGACGGUGAAUAGUGCUAUCAACAUAAGCCUUGCAAAUAACGACUUGAUCGUGUUUGACAACGAUUACAUAGUGAAUACAUCUUCCAGUGCACAAAUAUUGAAUUCCACCUCCUUUAGCCUGUCACUUUGGUCGGCUGGUAGUAAUGGUAACGAUGACGUUUUGUUUUCAGGGGCAGUGUCUCGAAUGCAAUUUGGUGGUUUGAAUGGAUCUGCGCGUUUCUUAAGUGAAGAUAAAGUACAGGCGCUGAAUUUAGAUAAUGCUGUCGUACCAUAUUUGGCUGCUUAUUUAAAUGAGUCAACUACAGCGUACGCAUAUGAAACAAAUCUUCUGAACAAGAUUUACUUUUCUAAUAAUGUCGAUCCUUCCUGGAAUUGGUCUACCAGUAUUACUCGCAUGUUAUACGCGAAUAAUCAAAGUUUGUUGACGGUUGGUUCGGAGUCCUCAACAACAGCGGAAUUGUCGAUAUUCAACUUGAAAAAUUUCACCAUGAUUGCCAAUGAAACAAUGGGGUCAAAUGCGAAGAUAAAUGCGUUGGUCAAUUUCGAAAAAAAUUCUAGCUUAUUAGUUGGCGGAAAUUUCCAAAUGAGCAAGCCGAAUUGCUCCGGAUUAUGUCUGUACAACUACGAAAGCAAAAGCUGGUCUACGUUCUUUAAUAAUACAUUUUUUGGUGAAAUCACUCAACUUUCCUUCUCUGCCGCUUCACAAUUAGUUAUUUCCGGUCUCUUUGACACAGAGGAAUAUCAAUCAGUACGUUUAGCAUCCUUUAACUUGACGAAUUCCACUAUGAUUCCAUUAUUGACAGGUGCGGAGGGAAAAAUAAAUUCAUUUGUCGUUACCGAAGAAUCAAUUGUGGCUUGGAAUGAUACUUCCUUACUUAUUUAUAGAGACCAAGAAUGGAAUAUUACCUCAGUGCCAGGUAACGACAGUUCUAUUGGCUCCGUUUCCACUAUCAACACAAAUGCAGGGCCAGGCACUUUGAAUAGGCGAGCAACCAACAAUGCCGAGAAUGGUACUAUUCUGCUCCUUAGUGGUAACUUUAGUAUUCCAGAUUAUGGAAACUUACAGGGUUUGCUAUUUGACUUCGAAACUUGGUCUCCCUACUUUGUCUCAGAAUCAUCCAAUACUUCCAAUCGCAAUCCAACAAUUUUUAUAAAUAGAGACGUGUCAACAGAAUUCAACUCUCAAAUCCCACUUUCAAAUUUAAAUGUGACUGAAACGGGCCCUCAAUCGGCGUCCUCCCAGUUUCCAUCUUCUUCGGCCAGCAGUGAGCUCAAACCAAAGUCAAAGAAGAGGAUAGAUCGUGGGUUUGUGGUUCUCAUUGGUCUUGCAUUAGCAUUAGGGACAGUUUCAGUCCUCGGUAUCGCGGGCGUCAUCCUUGCCUAUGUUUUCAAAGACCCAGAGGGCGACUAUAAACCCAUCAAACCACGAAUUGAUGAGAAUGAAAUGCUCGAUACCGUUCCUCCCGAAAAACUCAUGAAGUUUGUCUAA
Messenger RNA from Saccharomyces kudriavzevii IFO 1802, 3663 nucleotides. It is a transcript of the gene RAX2, whose product is annotated as Rax2p. Gene Ontology annotation, biological process: positive regulation of establishment of bipolar cell polarity regulating cell shape; cellular bud site selection. Gene Ontology annotation, cellular component: cellular bud neck; cellular bud scar; plasma membrane of growing cell tip. The transcript has a single exon. The record is from RefSeq and is a predicted model, not a curated record. Lineage: Eukaryota; Fungi; Ascomycota; Saccharomycetes; Saccharomycetales; Saccharomycetaceae. Bases 1 to 3663 code for a protein of 1220 amino acids. Gene Ontology annotation, molecular function: protein binding.